Molecule: messenger RNA, 813 nt
Organism: Cladocopium goreaui
Lineage: Eukaryota; Dinophyceae; Suessiales; Symbiodiniaceae
Source: the annotation of a GenBank genome assembly
AUGGCUUCAAGUGUGGUUCCCCAACCUCUGGUAGCAGAACUGUCAUGGAAAACGCCCCCAGGUGAUGAGGUGUUGCAGCAACUCCACGCAGGCCUUUUGUCAAAGCUGCCCGACCUGCAGUCGCUGGUGAUCUUGGUCUCCGCCAAGGGCAAGCAGCGAAGCUAUCCUGCAGGUCAGGACUUUGUCGAUGAAGUGCUGCAGAUGAAGGGUCGCAGCGUCAAAUAUCGACAGCCAUUCGGACAAUUCUCCAAUCCCAACCCACACAUUGCCGUGGCCACGGCCGAGUGGUUGGGGGACGUGCUGCAGCAUUUUGCCGAGCCGACGGACCUCCUGGAGCUCUACUGUGGUUGUGGAAGUCACACCGUGGCGUUGGCACCGUUCUUCCGCCAGGUGUUGGCAGUGGAGAUCAACCGGCAUUUGGUGGAUGCUGCACAGCACAACGUGGCGCUCAACGGCUUGAGCAACGUCACGGUGCUGAGGGCUCCCUCAGAGGACUUCUGCCGCCGCGUGCUGCGCACGCGCGGCUACGAGCUGCGCGGCGCGGCGGCCAAGGCCGUGGGCGCGGAGGAGACGUUGGCGUUGAGCUUCCGAUGCACGGUGGUGGACCCUCCACGAGCUGGCUUGGAUCCUGUGACGCUGGAAGCCGUUUCAGGAUAUGAACAUCUUCUCUACGUUUCUUGCAAUCCCUUGGCAUUGAAGUCCAACCUGGAGGUGCUCUUGAAGAGCCACGAGUUGUGUCGCAUGGUGCUGUUGGAUCACUUCCCUUGCAGCGCCCAUGUGGAGAUGGCCGUGCACCUCAAAAAAAAGUCGUAA